UUUUUUUUUUUUUUUUUUUGCCACUCAGCUGUGAGUGUUCACAUGCUGCGUCUCCAGAGUUUUCAGCCUGUGCUGCGAGGGGAAGACCUCCGAGCUCCGAUGGACAUCUACCAGGAGGCUGUGCGUUAUCUGGAAUCACAUCAUGUACCAGUUGUAGUGGAAGCAGAGCCGGAUGUCUUGGAGGAGGAUGUGUUCCAAGAGGAGGCAGUGUCCUGUUUUCUCUCUCCUCUCCAAACAGAGAGUAUAGAUUUCCCCGACACCCCUACGUUGUGCAGCCCGGAGGAAAUGUUGGAGAGGAGACUUGUGGUCCUGAAAGGCAUCCUGGAGAGUGAGGAGGUUUAUCUGAGAGAGCUGGAGGCACUACUCAUGCCCAUGAAGGCUCUGCGGGCCUCAGCCGGGACCUCCCAGCCAGUCCUGUCCUCUCGACAGGUCCAGACUGUUUUCUACCAGGUGCCCGAGCUCAGAGACAUGCACCAGAGCUUCUACUCAGGCCUGAAGGACCGGCUGAGCGCUUACUGCCAGACACAUCCCAGCCCGGGUGAGGAAAGAGAGAUGAGCCACCCGGGCUUUGAGCUGAUAGUGGGGGACUUGUUUCUGAAAAUGGUGAACCAGAUCGGUCUGUACGGUGGUUUCAUUGGAAACUACGAAGAAGCUGUUGAAAUUGUUCGCAAGUGCACACAGUCAGACCCUCGCUUCCGAACUCUGGCCGAGAGCAUGAUGUCAAACAACGGUGCAGACAAAGCUCGGACCAAAUACACAUUCGAAGCUCUACUGUACAAACCUUUGGACAGAGUCACCAAGACCACACUAGUGCUGCGUGACCUCCUGAAGACGACACCAGUGGAGCAUAAAGAUUACGUAGCCUUACAAGAAACUCUGAGAUUGUCUCGCAGCUUCCUUUCUGGUGUCAAUGAGAGUUCACAGCGUAAACGAGAGGUCACGCUCAGUCACGGCUUGAGACGUCAGCUGAUGCGUGACGGCUUUGUGGUGGAUGUGAGCGAGGGGGAUCGCAACCUGCGUCACCUCUUCCUUUACACCGAUCUCCUGCUGUGCACCAGAUUCAAACAUGCAACCAGAGGGAAGCAGGAUCAGUACAGGUUCUGCUGGUACCUGCCUCUCGCUGGUCUCAAACUUCGCUGGGUUGCAGAUCAGGAACGAUCAUGUGACACAAAUCUCCGCCUACACACCAUACGAACCAAGAUGUACCUCCUCCGACAGCAGCUGCAGCAACAAGCAAAGGGAUACAGAGGUUUGCACCUGGCGGCUCGUAGCAGGAAGAAACUGGAGCAGAUGGAGCUGAUGUUGCUCACACAUUCUCCUCAUUACAGAUUAGAGCUGCACAGCCCCAGUGACAAGAGCCACACUCUCCUCUUCUCUUCCUUGUAUGAACUUGAAGAAUGGAGAGAAGCCAUUUAUAAACUCACUACAGAUAACAUAGAAACUGUCCCUCCAGACCUGCUCACUCUCACCAGUGCAUGUGUGAAACUGAGAAUGACCCAGCAACCGCCACUACAAAGCUCAAACGCCGUAGAGGACAAGGAGGCGUUGUGUGGGACUCUGAGUGUGGCGAUUCACUCCGCCUGCAGCCUGCAGCAACCAACCUGUGUUUAUGUGUGUGUAGAAGUGGAUGGCUAUGAGUUUUACAACAAACAGGCCCAGACUCACUCUUCAGUCCACAGCCUCAACCCACACUGGGACCAGGAGCUGUGUUUCCAGGUGGACGGGGCUCAGAACCUGAGGGUGCUCUGUGUGGGUCAGUCUGACGGUCAGGACGAAGCUGUCCUGGGAAAAACUACUUUAAAGCUGGAAUCUAAAUCCCUGAUUGAGCGAUGGAGGAGACGGACUCUACAGCUCGGCCAAGUGGAGGUGACUCUGUCCCUUAAGUACAACCCCCACCCGCUUGAACCGCCCAGCUCCGCAGCCCAAGAACAGCCUGUCUUCUGUGUCCCUAUUGAAACUGUGGCUCAACAGGAGGGGGUGCUGGUCCCUCAUGUGGUGCGAUGCUGUGUGGAGGAGGUGGAGAGGAGAGGCAUGGCUGAGGUGGGAAUCUACAGGAUUUCGGGGACCACCAGUGAAAUCAGCAUGCUCAAGGCUGCGUUCAACAGCAAUCUGCGUGAAGCAGUAACCAGGCUGAGGAGUGCAGAGGUGAACGCCGUCUCUGGUGUCCUCAAACUCUACUUCAGAGAGCUGCCUGAACCCCUCAUACCCACCGAGCUGUUUCAGAGUCUGGCCAGGACACUGGACAUCCAAGACAUGGACUCGCGGCUCGUCUCCAUGCUGUCCCUGCUACAGUCCUGUCCUGACGCCAACCGUCACACCUUCCUCUACCUCAUACGCCACCUACAACGAAUAUCUGAGAGGCAAGACAUCAACAAGAUGUCUCUGCUGAACCUGGCGACAGUGUUUGGUCCGAGCCUUUUACGCCCCCCUGUGGCUGGAGUGGGACACGACGGCCCUGCUGUGGAUAUCUCUCAGGAGGUGGUGGUACAGGUCCAGGUGGUUUUCUCCUACCUGCAGUGCAACAACCUCCCUGAAGCCCAGAUCUCUGUGCCAUAUGACACAGACCCUGAAGAUGCGACCACCCACAUUUGAGACCAGCACCGGUGUCACAACGGCUGGCAGGAAAUUCAAAUAGAGUGUGUGUGUGUUUUUAUAGACAUAUAAAAACUAUACUGACUAUACUGUACAGCUGAUGUGAAAUAUUUAAAUCAAACCAUUUUCGUGCUACAUGAAUUCUCAAAGACCUGCAACCAUUUCGGCUUUUAAUCUGUUUUAAAUCAAAUUACACUACAGUAAAAGAGCUUUCAAUCAUAUCACAUUUUCAACAGCUCAGGGAGUUCCCCAUUCAUCUUGGAAUAUAAAUGUUAUCUCUUUUUUUGACUCAUUGACUUCUCAUCUAUGUCAGCUUAAAAGUUAAAGUUCAUCUGUGACCUGGAAACAGUCCUCCCACAAUGUACAUUUACUGUAUUAUUAUUUAUGAUAAAAGUUAAUUUGAAGUGAA
This is a messenger RNA of Lates calcarifer (barramundi perch), 3001 nucleotides long. Its product is annotated as active breakpoint cluster region-related protein. NCBI's taxonomy places the organism in Eukaryota, Metazoa, Chordata, Actinopteri, Centropomidae. Gene Ontology annotation, biological process: positive regulation of GTPase activity; signal transduction. The record is from RefSeq and is a predicted model, not a curated record. The coding region runs from base 43 to 2592 and encodes 849 amino acids. Gene Ontology annotation, cellular component: membrane. Gene Ontology annotation, molecular function: GTPase activator activity; guanyl-nucleotide exchange factor activity. The transcript has 22 exons.